CCUCAGUCAGCCAGUCAGUCUGCGUCUGGACGCUGCAGACACACGAUGGAGAGGCGGAAGCCCUGAUCAUCUUCUGGCUCCAAGGUUAUGGCAAAGCGAGCAACACAAGUCAAGCAUCAAGAUGGAUUACAAAUAUGAUAAUGGAGUAGAACUGCUGCUGGCUCACAUGAAUAUAGAGGACAUCAUCAACGCUACGGAGACUCUGUAUCAGCUUGAAGAAGUGGAGGAGGAGGAGGAGGAAGGAGGCCUGUCAUUUGAAGAAGAAGGGCUCUCCCAUGAGGAGAUGGAUGAGAACGAGGAGGCUGAGGACUCGGGGAGUCACCAGAAGGACUGUGUUGAUGGGGUUGGUGGUGUUCGGUACGGGACGGUGACGGACCUCCUGGCCUUUGUCAACCUGCUCUCCAGCAUGCAGGCAGCAGCCCUGGAGCGCCUGCCUGAGGAGAUGGGAGUCCUGCUGAACAAGAAGUACAUGGUUGCAAAAAAAGGCCGCUACAAGAUCAACAUGGACGUGCUCCUGUUUCCAUGGAAAUUGACCUACAAGAAUCCUGGCCCUGGCCUCGUGCCUAAAGGCUCAUUUGGGAAAGUCCACUUGGCCCAGGACACCGCCACUAGGAAGAGAAUGGCUUGCAAACUGAUCCCCAUGGAGCACUUUAAAGCAGCCGACGUGGAAUUCCAAGCCCGGUUCCACCAUGAUAACAUUGCUGAGCUCUACGGUGCUCUGCUUUACGACCAGAGUGUCCACCUGUUCAUGGAGGCCGGAGAGGGCGGUUCCGUCCUGGAGAAGCUGGACAGCUGUGGGCCCAUGAGGGAGUUCGAAAUCAUAUGGGUGACCCAGCAGGUCCUGCGGGGCCUGGAGUACCUGCACUCGCACAACGUCAUCCACCACGACAUCAAACCUAGUAACAUUGUCCUGAUGUCAAACAAGGCAGUGCUGGUGGACUUUGGCCUGACGGUGCAGAUGACAGAGGACAUGUACAUUCCCAGAGACCUGAGAGGAACAGAGAUGUAUAUGAGUCCAGAGCUGGUUCUGUGUCGAGGACAUAAUACUAAGGCAGACAUCUACAGCCUGGGCACCACCAUCAUUCACAUGCAGACUGGUAGCGCUCCAUGGGUCCGGAGAUACCCGCGCACUGCCUACCCAUCUUACCUCUACAUUAUCCACAAACAGGCCCCACCUCUGGAGGACAUAGCGGAGGACUGCAGUCUGGCCAUGCGCUCCUUCCUGGAGCGCGCCCUGGAGAGGAAUCCUGCUCUGCGCAGCACGGCGUCCGAGCUGCUCAAGGAUGAGGCCAUCAACCCGCCCAAGGAGGAUCAGCCACGCUGCUGGAGCCUUGACUCAGCCCUGGAGGAGGUCACCCACACCAUGCUACGGCAGCAGAACCAGCACCACGACGCCACACAGGAAUCUUCUCUGUACUCUGAGGACUCUGGCCACACAAGGAGAAAGGGCUCCUUGUACAUUGACUUGGGGGCCUUGUCAGGUUACUGUAAACUGGUGACAGGCCCCCCUACUUCAGAAUAUGGCUAGCACUGGACCACAGCUCAUCAGUUGCUUGGCUGAUCUUAAGUUGAAGUCGACUCAUGAUUUACUUUUUAGCUUCAAAGUAUGGCUCACUCUUUGCGGUUGAAGGACUAGUAGUUCAAACAGGUGGACAGCUGCAGGCGACAUGGCUCAUCGAUGAACUGCAACUGUUUACAAGACUCAAGUUAACGCUGCAGGACAGUGGUUGGAAGAGAUGCCUUGUGUAUCAAUGAGAAUGAACUGUUAGCCUUUGGUAUAAUGUUUCAGCGCUUCCAUUGGGGUUCUUGUACAUGCAGUAUUUCAGUGUGGUAGUUAACCCAGUAAUCAAAUGUAUGCUGUUUAUUUUUUCAUGAAACAAUGUCUAAUAAGUUAUUUUAUCAAUAAAAUUAUGUAAGCUAUCCGUUAAACUAUGUGUGCACCAUGCAAACAUGAAUAAUACGUAGUUCUGUAUGGACUGCCUCUUGUUAAUUCCUGUGGAAUACUAAUAGCAUCAUGAUGCAAUGCAAAUGAUGCUUCUAUGGAAUGCAUGUGAUACCUGAUUUAUGUUUUGUACAUCCUGUGAGAUGAGGCCUGCUGUGCUUUUUACUUUUAACAAUUCUGUUACUUCUGUUUUCUUUGGUAUUAAGCAUAGAAACUGCCCAGAGUUUGAAAAUGUGUCAGUCAUUAUGCAAUAACUGCAAUAAAAUGAAAGCCCCA
Chelmon rostratus (copperband butterflyfish) is the source of this 2218-nucleotide messenger RNA. It is a transcript of the gene map3k8, whose product is annotated as mitogen-activated protein kinase kinase kinase 8. NCBI's taxonomy places the organism in Eukaryota, Metazoa, Chordata, Actinopteri, Chaetodontiformes, Chaetodontidae. The transcript is spliced from 8 exons. Gene Ontology annotation, molecular function: protein kinase activity; ATP binding. The coding region runs from base 122 to 1528 and encodes 468 amino acids. Gene Ontology annotation, biological process: protein phosphorylation. The record is from RefSeq and is a predicted model, not a curated record.